AAAAGCCUUCUUGAAAGGAAGCGGAUUGUGUAAGAUGUUUAGGCUAAGUACUAUCUUCAAAACUGUUGCUGAGUCUUCUGCCGUCAAAGUGCCUUUUCGACUCAAAUUCACCCCUGAUACCUCUAAGUUUCCCACACUGCGGGAAGAAGACUUAAAGGAGGAGUUCAUGAGAGGAAGUGGACCUGGUGGCCAGUCAGUGGCCAAGACAAACAAUUGUGUGCAAUUGAAACACAUACCUACAGGUAUUGUCGUCCGCUGCCAUGAAUCAAGAUCUGUGGACCAGAACCGAAAGACGGCACGAAUUCGUUUGCUGACACGCUUGGACAAUGUGCUAAACGGAGAAGACAGCGUGGAAGCGCAGAUUAGAAGGGAAAAUAGGAGAAAGAAGGACUUAAAUGAUGCAAUUAGAAAAGAAAAGCUUGAAAAGAAGCGUCAAUUUAAAGAGCGGGAGGGCCUGACCAAAAAGGAGCUUGAGUGAAGCUCAGAACUGAUGCAUGUUUCUAAGAGGCUUUUUUUAAAGAGCCAUUUGUUGUAGCUCUUGUAUUGCUCAGCCUAGAAUUAUAGAAUUUGUUUACACGA
Messenger RNA from Thrips palmi, 579 nucleotides. Its product is annotated as probable peptide chain release factor C12orf65 homolog, mitochondrial. The record is from RefSeq and is a predicted model, not a curated record. Gene Ontology annotation, molecular function: translation release factor activity. Gene Ontology annotation, biological process: translational termination. NCBI's taxonomy places the organism in Eukaryota, Metazoa, Arthropoda, Insecta, Thysanoptera, Thripidae. Bases 35 to 478 code for a protein of 147 amino acids. Gene Ontology annotation, cellular component: mitochondrion. The transcript has 2 exons.